Acanthoscelides obtectus is the source of this 231-nucleotide messenger RNA. The record is from the annotation of a GenBank genome assembly. NCBI's taxonomy places the organism in Eukaryota, Metazoa, Arthropoda, Insecta, Coleoptera, Chrysomelidae.
AAGCAAUCAUGCUAGAAGAAACUAGAGACACGAUCACUGUACCUGCAGCAUUCAUGAUCAGAAUGCUAGCUUGUCUCAACCAGAUCAGAAGAGGCAGGCGAAGACGACAACAGUCAGAGCCAUCUGCCGGAAAUUGAGGACGGAACCAAAAUGUGAAGAAUGAAUUGCCUCUCUUCAUAGACGACAAGCUUUUUAUUGAUUUGUUCGCUAAUUUUAUGUUCCCUUUUAGAG